AAACUAAUUAGGUCAUCUCCCAACUCUGUCUCAGUGCUGUCCCUGCCUUCUGCACGCACAACAGCCCAGGCUUCAUUCAGGGUCAGGGACUUCAUUUCUCAGGGCCAGGGGAUCUCUCGAUUGAUCUGCGUUUCUCUUUGACUUGUGCGGCUGUAUCUGGUUCCAUGUCUCACGGCGUGGUGCGGUCGGAUGUGAAGAGCCCGUUGGGUGGGAGCACAGACCAAGGACUGGGGGGUGAAGGGCAGGAUGUGCCACCUCUGCGUAAUUACCUGGUGCUUACCAUCUUCACCUGUUUCUGCCCGGCGUACCCUAUCAACAUUGUGGCCCUAGUCUUCUCUGUGCUGUCCCAGAGCAGUUACGACCAGGGGGACUAUGAGGGCUCGCAGCGGCUGGGCCGCAAAGCCCUCCAGUUGGGCAUCGCCUCCGUAAUCAUUGGCCUUAUAAUCAUCACCAUCUACGUCAUUGUGCACUUCACCACGCACGUUGUUUGAUCUCGGGGGAGGCGAAAAGAACCUGAAAGAUCUCAAGAAGAGAGCUCACCAUCUCAUGAGAGACGGGGGAGUAAAAUGGUCCUUUAUCUUUGAAGGCACCUGAACCGAAUUCAGAGCUCCCGAGCACCCAUUUUCCAGACUCACCACCUCCCAGCCCUCUCUGAGUCAAUUCCCUGUCCAGCUUUCAUUUUAGUAAAAUGCUCUACCACCUGUUGAUCUCCCUUUCUCUGUGCAACAUUUGAGAGCUGACCUUUCAUGAAAAAAGGUCAUGCACCCUGAACGCAAGAGCAUAAUACACUCAGAUAGCUUACAUGCUAUGCAGCCAUGUACAGUACACUUACUUACAUGCCAUUACAUGCCAUUAAUGUGCAGUACACCUGGUAUUGACCUUCACCGGAUGUAUCAUGGAUAGGAAGCACAUGUUCCUCACAUAUUUAAUGGUGGUAGGUUGUUAUGAGGCUAACAUCAUUUUAAUAUUGUUUUUAUAGUUUAUUAUAUUUGUUAUAAUAGCGCAAAAUACUUUUUAUGAUAUAUAAAGAGAGAUUAACUACAUCCUUUUGAAUUAGUUAUAUAUGUUUUUGGCACUGCACUGUACAUAUCAAAAUGAGUUUUAGAAAUAACCUUCCAUAAAAUAUGGAAUGAUAUCCUUAUUAAAACUGGUUAUUCAUGCAAGCUAUAAUUUUUUUCAAUCAUCACAAGUUCUCAAACAAAUGAAUUAUGUGAGUAACAUUUUGCCUUUUUCUUCUGCGUGAGUGUGUGUACAUGUAUGUGUGUUUGCAGGUUUGAUGUCAUAAAAUCAUAUUUAGAGAGAGCUUUGAUCAAGGGAACUGUGAGAUGGGGGUGUUAUGAAGGGAACUGUGAGAUGGAGGUGCUAUGGAAAAUGGACACUGGAGUUCUGGCACUGUCACCCCUGGCAACUGGCCACUGCACUUUGAACUCUCACGAGGCACAUGGAUGGUAAGGCACGUAGAGGACUUUAUCCCCCUGUAGCUGGCUUCCAUUCACUUCUGAAGCGCUGGUGGAAGCACCUGAACUGAAAACCUUAUGGACAUCGUCAUCAACCGAAUGGAAACCCAGGCACUCCCGUCACUCCCAAACCAUUUUUUCUUCUAUUUUUUUUUUGCUUUCAGACAAGUGUGUGCUGCUGGUGAGGCACCUCCCUGUUGGAGAGGGGUGCAGUCGGUUUCACUACAGGUCCUUCGGACAAACCUGAUAGUCUGCCCCUGUGCUGCUCCUUAGGUUUUGGUUUUCAUUCCCUUGUGGGCCCUCAUUUAUUUCAUGGCUUGUUAUGGGAAAUUGAAGAUGGUGUGUUUUAAAAUAAUAUAUUGCCAUACUUUACUUGUGCUUGAAAAGCCAAGGUAUUGCUCAGCAAGGUGCUCGAAAAAGAGUCGAAUAAGCAGCUUAGUCAAAUCAUAGAGGUAAUCUGACCAUGAUGCUUUAAAAUAAAAUGACAUAAAGAAAAUAUUUUGAAAACCUAAACCUUGUAUUGAGAAAGUUACGUCCUUUGAAAUGAGUAUGAGCACAAUAUGUUUUUAGCCACAUAUUGGAGAUGCUCCAAAGUACAGUGCAAAAAUAAACUGUCCUGAGUGCUGAUCAUUACGCUUACAGACGUCAUCAGUUCGGAUGUCAGGAAAGAAUAUAUUCUGCCCAGACCGGUUUGCUAGCCCUCCAGAACCACUUUAGUGAAGAUCAUUUGUAUAAAAUAUUUCUGCUUUUGAUUUGACAUGCAGCCAUACUUUGUACGUUGGUAUGUACAUUUUGCUAUUUAUGUAUUUUUAAAAAGCCAAUGCUUUUGUAGUCAUUAUUACAUGUAGUAAGAUGCUUAUACACAAUACCUGUCUAGUGAAUGAGUUCAAAUGUCAUGUAUUUCAAUAAAUGGCAAAUCAAGAGAGAUUAAAUCACCCUGGACUUGAGAGAAGCACUUUCCUAGCUAGGUAGCCCCUAAAAAUGGAGGAAUUCACAGAAAUUAUGUAAUGUGAGAGGACGAUGAAUGGAGAAUGUAAUGAUAAAACAUGAUGCAUAAACCAAAGCAGGCAGUCCAUGAUGCUCCACAUUAAUGUACUAUCAAAACAGUGUUUGAUAUUUGUCACUGUCAGGUGUGUCUAAGCAUUGAUUGACAAAGAUAACCUGGUUUUAUCAACUGAGAGCUACUGUAUAUACACCUCCGGUCUUCUCAAGCUGAUCUAAGAUGCUGGUGUCAGACAUACAUGUAUAGCGUUUAUAGGGCUCGUUGCUUCAUUAUGUUUUUCUUAUAUAAUAAUAACAGACUGUGAUAAACUGAAGUGCAGUGUAACAUGGUCCUCUUCGUGCUAGCGGAGUAACAAACAGGGACAGAUGCUGAUGGCUAUGCCAUGGGUCUGGGUCUUCUGCCCCCCGUCCCUCAUUCCCCCACCUCGCUUCUCACCAGCUGCAAUCUGCCGAGUCUUGAGGAUCCUGUAUUCCGAUAUGUAAUCGUAUCGCCAUGAGCGACUAAAUAUAGAUGAGAUAUUCCCCUGGUUUUUUUUUUUUUUUCUCCUCUCAGAUGGGAAGAACUUGCCCCAUGCUGGUGAUGAAAAGAAAAGGAAAAUAAACUCGAGGAAACCUGAGUUAUAUUAUGAUUGCUUUCAUUAUCAUUAUGAUAAUAAAAGCCCCUGGUCUAAUUAAUACCAUUUAUUAACCAGGCGUGAAUUACAUAUUCACACUCUGAUGUAAACCAUUAAUUUUUUUAAAAAAGUGCACUAUAGAUGAAAAGCUUAAAUGAAAUGAUAAAGAAGUGGUGAUAGAACAGAUGGAAGUUAUAACAUGCUAUGUUUUAAAGUCUUACUGUCUUAGAUAAUUGUCCGCUGUCUUGCUGUUCACACCUCUGUCAGUGUUUAUUUAAGUGUGUAUACAUUUUUUGAGUCACUGUGGAUGUAUGACAUGCUUCCCAGAGUAUAACAUUGCCUAUCUGAGAAAUGGGAUAGCCGUGAGAAUGUACUGGGAGAAACUGUCCAACAGAGUACAGGCAAUAAGCUCUCACAGGCAUAGUUACUUGUUUUCAGAUACUUCUCUAAGUGGAUGAAGAAGUGAUUUGAUUUCACUCAUGGUACAUAAUGUUUAUUCUUUAAAAUAUAAGCCUUGUGCUACUUUUAAUCAAUUGUAUGUGCAACAUAGGUUCUCUUUUCAGGUUCUUGCCAGUGUUGUAAGCUGAUAUUUAAAAAAAUAAAAUAAAAUAAAAAACAUUUUAUUAAAGUGAAAUUAAAACAUGACAUUUAAAAAAAAUGUUUACUUUUAAAAAA
Molecule: messenger RNA, 3748 nt
Organism: Anguilla anguilla (European eel)
Lineage: Eukaryota; Metazoa; Chordata; Actinopteri; Anguilliformes; Anguillidae
Product: transmembrane protein 233
Exons: 3
Coding region: 165-491 (108 amino acids)
Cellular component (GO): membrane
Source: RefSeq, a predicted model, not a curated record